AUGAACGGCGACACCCCUCGGCAUCCCAAUUCUACUGUUGCUCCCCAAGACGACUACCCGCGAGAGGCUUGCGGCAUCGUCGGCAUAUACUCCGAAGGCGAGGAUGUUGCCCGCUACGCAUUCUUCGGUCUUUACGCUUUGCAGCAUCGCGGACAGGAGAGCGCAGGCAUCGCCUCCAGCACCGGGGACGGCAUCAAUCUCAGGGUCUCAAUGGGACUCGUCGGUCAGGCAUUCCAAGAAGAGGACAUCGCCCGGCUUCCGGGGCACAUCGCCAUCGGGCACACGCGCUACUCUACAACAGGCAGCAGCGCAAUCAACAACGCCCAGCCAAUUUGCUCUGUCAGCGCGGCUGUCAAUCUUGCGCUCGCGCACAACGGCAACGUCAUUAACGCCUUAGAUCUGAAACAGGAACUCUCUCUCUGGGGCUGCGAAUUCAACGGCAGUAACGACUCCGAGAUUAUCGCUCACCUGCUAGCGAACGCCCCCGGGCUGAACUGGCAAGAGCGCAUCGCUUACUGCAUGCGCAGACUUCAGGGUGCAUACUCGCUGACCGUGAUGACGCCGACCGAGCUUCUCGGCAUCCGCGACCCGCUUGGCGUGCGCCCCCUCUGCAUUGGCAAGCUCAGCAACGGCUGGGUGCUGGCGUCCGAGUCCUGCGCCUUCGACCACAUCGGCGCAGAGUUCAUCCGCGACGUCGAACCGGGGGAAGCCGUUCUGAUAGACGCUGACGGCAUCCGCACCAUAUACAAGCGCCCGCCGGAUAACGGGCGUGUAUCCGCCGGAUGCGUAUUCGAGUAUAUCUACUUCGCCAGACCGGACAGCGUAAUAGAGGGUAGGUCGGUACAUUCGGCGCGCGCCGCAAUGGGCGCUGCGCUCUCCAAUGUGGACCCCAUCGACGCCGAUCUUGUUAUCGGCGUGCCUGAUUCCGCAACCGCUGCUGCGGUCGGCUACUCGCAGGAGUCCGGCAUCCCUUACGCUGAAGGACUGGUGAAGAACCGCUAUGUCGGGCGCACCUUCAUCCAGCCGGACCAGCAGCUGCGCGACCUCGGCGUUCGUCUUAAGCUCAACGUGCUGCCUGAGAUUAUCAGAGGCAAGCGCAUUGUCGUCGUGGACGACAGCAUAGUUCGCGGCACGACAACUCCGCAUGUUGUCAACCUGCUGCGGCGUGGCGGCGCGAGCGAGGUGCAUCUGCGAAUAUGCGCCCCGCCCAUCAUCUCGACCUGUCACUUCGGGUUGACAUGGCGACAAAAACCGGAACUCAUCGCCGCCAACAUGACAGUUGACGACAUCCGCGAUUACGUGGGCGCGGACUCGCUCGGCUUCCUCAGCCACGAAGCCCUUGUGAACGCUGUUGGAUUGCAGCGCAACUCACUUUGCAUGGCAUGCUUCACCGGCGACUAUCCAAUUCCGGUCCAGCUCGAAAUGGACAAGCUCGCGCUCGAAGUGUAG
This is a messenger RNA of Geodia barretti, 1449 nucleotides long. The record is from the annotation of a GenBank genome assembly. NCBI's taxonomy places the organism in Eukaryota, Metazoa, Porifera, Demospongiae, Tetractinellida, Geodiidae.